Molecule: messenger RNA, 1012 nt
Organism: Pseudomassariella vexata
Lineage: Eukaryota; Fungi; Ascomycota; Sordariomycetes; Amphisphaeriales; Pseudomassariaceae
Product: glyoxalase-like domain-containing protein
Exons: 1
Coding region: 75-917 (280 amino acids)
Source: RefSeq, a predicted model, not a curated record
CGAUGAUUGAUCUGCUUCCACCAGCCAUCAACAUGCCAAAUGCGCAAUAAUUCACAGUUGAAAUCAAACCCAACAUGGGAGAUACACCUUUACUAGACCAUAUCGUGGUCCUUGUCCCGCACUCUUUUCUCACAACCCCGCCCUCCUGGUUCGCCAAUCUAUUCACCUUCUACCCGGGCGGCCGGCACGCCGAAGGCCUCACCGAGAACACGCUCGUUUUGUUCGCUGAUGGGUCUUACAUCGAGUUCAUCGCCUUCGUGCCGGGCAUUGAUCCCGCAAAGAGAGCAACACACAGAUGGGGCCGGAAGAAGGAAGGGACGGUCAUUGAUUGGGCUUUUACUCUGCGAAAGAAUGAUGCAUUUCCAAAUAUCCAGAGAAAGGUCGAGCAUACUAGCACUGGUAUCAAGUACUCGGAUCUUAUACCGGGCGGCAGGAUUCGACCCGAUGGGGAGGUUCUGCAGUGGAAGAUUUCGUCGGCUUUGAAAAGGGACAAUGAUGGUCAAGAGAAUGGCUCGAUCGAACCUGGUCAAUUACCCUUUUGGUGCUUGGAUGUCACGCCUCGGGAGCUACGCGUACCAUAUAAGGAUCAAGUUUUUACAAAGCAUCACAGUGGCGCCGUCGGUACCGCUAUCAUACACAUACGCCCUCGUGAAGCCUCUGGGACUCAAGGACUGGAGGGUGUCUAUGAAGCACUGCUUGAGAAAGGGAAGACAUCUUCAACAUGGACUGUGGAUACUUUGGCGGGCGACGGCCUCCAUUAUGGAGCACAGGUACUUUUGGAUUCGAAAGGGGUUGCCGAUGGCCCUGAAACAUCAAUAUCGUUCUUCACAGACUCGUCAGAAUUUGUUGGCCGCACGAUUGGUGGAGAGGUCAAUGACCUCAAGCUGGAGUUUGGGUUUGUCGCCUCCAAGGGUUAGCUGCCCAGACCUUCAUCCACAGACAAGGCAUGUAUGUUACGCCGCUAUUAUAUCCACAAUAUUACUAGUUAAAUACAAAAUCGUAUACAUCGUAG